CGCGGUGCAUUGUGGGCAGAGGGGCGGGGGUUGGGAAGAUGGCGGCUCCCAGCCUCCUCAACUGGAGGCGGGUUUCCUCCUUCACGGGGCCGGUCCCCCGCGCCCGGCACGGACACCGGGCCGUGGCCAUCCGGGAGCUGAUGAUCAUCUUUGGAGGGGGCAACGAGGGCAUCGCGGACGAGCUGCACGUCUACAACACGGUUACAAAUCAGUGGUUCCUACCUGCUGUUAGAGGAGACAUCCCUCCAGGUUGCGCUGCCCAUGGAUUUGUCUGUGAUGGUACCAGAAUACUAGUAUUUGGGGGAAUGGUUGAAUAUGGAAGAUACAGCAAUGAGUUAUAUGAGUUGCAAGCAAGUCGUUGGUUAUGGAAAAAAGUGAAACCCCACCCUCCUUCUUCUGGUUUACCUCCUUGCCCUCGGCUUGGACAUAGCUUCUCUUUAUAUGGUAACAAAUGCUAUUUGUUUGGUGGUCUGGCAAAUGAAAGUGAAGAUUCAAACAAUAAUGUUCCCAGAUAUUUGAAUGAUUUCUAUGAGUUGGAGCUACAGCAUGGUUCUGGUGUUGUGGGUUGGAGCAUUCCAGUGACUAAAGGAAUUGUGCCUUCUCCAAGAGAAUCCCACACAGCUGUCAUAUAUUGCAAAAAAGAUUCUGGAAGUCCUAAAAUGUAUGUCUUUGGUGGAAUGUGUGGUGCUCGCCUGGAUGAUCUAUGGCAACUUGACUUAGAAACUAUGUCUUGGUCAAAACCAGAAACUAAAGGGACAGUGCCACUCCCACGAAGCCUUCACACAGCCAGUGUUAUAGGAAACAAGAUGUACAUUUUUGGUGGAUGGGUUCCACAUAAGGGGGAGAAUAUUGAGACUUCACCUCAUGAUUGUGAAUGGAGAUGUACUAGUUCAUUUUCUUACCUAAAUCUCGAUACAGCAGAGUGGACCACCCUAGUGUCAGAUUCCCAGGAAGAUAAAAAAAAUUCAAGACCAAGACCAAGAGCUGGACACUGUGCUGUUGCGAUUGGCACUCGAUUGUAUUUUUGGAGUGGAAGAGACGGCUACAAAAAAGCACUGAAUAGUCAAGUUUGCUGCAAGGAUCUGUGGUAUCUUGAUACUGAGAAACCGCCAGCACCAUCACAAGUACAGCUGAUCAAAGCCACUACCAACUCUUUCCAUGUCAAAUGGGAUGAAGUGCCUACAGUUGAGGGCUAUCUUUUGCAGCUGAAUACAGACUUGCCGUACCAAGCUGCAUCAUCAGAUUCUUCAGCAGCACCAAAUAUGCAAGGAGUCAGAAUGGACCCUCACAGACAAGGCAGUAAUAGCACCAUUCCUAACAGUAUCAGUGAUACAAUGAACAGUACAAAAACUGAACAUACAGCUAUGAAAGGAACUUCUGUGAAAAACAGACCAGAUCUCAAAGCAUCAACUGAUUCUAAUGCCACUUUACAUUCAUCUUUGGCAACUAUACAUUCAUCUUUGGCAACUAAUGCUUCUAAUCAUAAUAGUUGUGUCGUGGAUGUGCUAAGGAAAAAUGAAGGUCCUCAUACUUCAGCAAAUAUAGGUGUUCUAAGUAGUUGCCUGGACUUAAGAACAGUAAUCCCUGAAACUUCUGUAUCCAGUUCUGUUUCCAGCGCACAAACUAUGGUAACCCAGCAGACCAUUAAAACUGAAUCAUCCAGUACAAAUGGGGCAGUUGUAAAAGAUGAAACUUCACUAACAACAUUCAGUACCAAAUCUGAAGUUGAUGAAGCAUGUGCACUGCCUGCGACUAAGAUCAGCCGUGUAGAAACACAUGCUACAGCGAUGCCGUUUUCUAAAGAGACUCCUUCAAAUCCAGUGGCCACAGUGAAAGCAGGAGAACGACAGUGGUGUGAUGUAGGAAUUUUUAAAAAUAAUACAGCUUUGGUGAGCCAGUUUUAUUUGCUGCCAAAAGGAAAGCAAAGCAUCUCAAAGAUAGGAAAUGCAGACGCACCUGACUACAGUUUACUUAAGAAACAAGAUCUUGUUCCAGGCACGGGAUACAGAUUCAGGGUUGCUGCCAUCAAUGGUUGUGGAAUAGGCCCUUUCAGCAAAAUCAGUGAAUUUAAAACUUGUAUUCCCGGUUUUCCUGGAGCUCCUUCUGCAGUCAGAAUUUCAAAGGUCCUGCCCCUCUUUAGAGAAGAAAAGAUCUGCUUUCAGAAUGUUGAGGGUAUCCAUCUCUCCUGGGAACCUCCAACUUCCCCUUCUGGAAAUAUUUUGGAAUACUCAGCCUACUUGGCUAUCCGCACAGCACAAAUACAAGAUAAUCCAAGUCAGCUUGUGUUUAUGAGGAUUUAUUGUGGUCUUAAGACAUCAUGUAUAGUAACUGCCGGGCAACUUGCAAAUGCACAUAUCGAUUAUACAUCCAGGCCUGCCAUUGUGUUCAGGAUAUCAGCAAAGAAUGAAAAGGGAUAUGGACCAGCUACGCAAGUUCGAUGGCUUCAAGUUAGCACAGAGCUUAAGAAAUUACAAAAGAAAGAAAGAGUACUUUGGGCAAGAUUACGACUUGUGGGUGCUCUGUUAAUUCUUUGUUCUCGAAGACUACUGCUCCUCAGGCCCGGCAGAUCCUCCCCGCCUCCCACCGAAGAUUAAAACCUUAGUCCAAUCCGAAAGGCUUCCUUCCCACCUUCGGGGCACGUCCAGGGACAGCAAGCCGCCAGAUGGCUGCAUUCUCUACGUGUAAGCCAGACUGCGGGGAAACCAAAUCCACUCCUUCCUCCCGGGACCUCGCUUCCUCCCCACGAAGGUGCGCGGGCUGCCCCGGCCCCGCCGCCCGGCCGCCUGUCAGUCCCGCCGGUGCGUGGCGACCGCCCCUGGCGCGCAUCCCCCCGACUCGCCCGCCCAGGCCCCGGGCCCGCGCCCAACGCCUGCCGGCCGCCCGCCCGCUCCGGGCGCCGGGGCACACAAAGCGGCCCGGUCCCGCCAUGCCCCGGCGGGCCAGCGGGCGGGAGGGGGGCGCCCCCGGGAGCUCCGCGCGGCAGCCCGGCCAAGGGCGCAGGGUCGGAGCCGGGGGCCGGGCCAGUGCCCCCCGCCCGGCUCCCCGCACAAAAUGGAGCCGGCCGGGGCGCCGCCGAGAGGGGGCCUGGCGGUGCCCCGGCGCCCCCUCCUCGGCCUCGGGCCCGGAGCUCGGCGGCGGCGAGCCGGAGGCGGCCUGGCCCGCGGCCCGCCGCUCCUCGGCCCGGCGCACAAAGAGCCGCGCCGCGGCCCCGGGCCCGCUCCCCGGCCGGGCCCGCAGCGGGAGCGGCCUCGCAGGCGCCGGCCCGGCCCCAGCCCCGGCCCCGGCCCCGGGCGAGAGGGCGGGCGGGAGGGAGGCGAGUGGCCCCGGCCGCGGCGGCGUUGGCGGCGGGGACGGCGCCGGGAGGAGACGGACAUUUCAUUCGAGCUAAAGUGGAGUCGGUUUAGGAGCGAUCAUUGGCCGAAGCGAGACACAAACCUCCAAUGCAGCCCUGGUUGGCUCCCGUCUCCAAUCGGCUGUUUGGUUGGACAGAAAAUGGCUGCGAAGGAACCAGUCCCAGCGCGGAGCUCCGCUUCCAGGACUCGGCCUCCCCUCCCUCCGCCGCGGGCCGCUUCCCUCGGCGCGACACCCUCCCUCCGCGCCUCCCGCGCGCCCGCCCGCCGCGGCCCCGCCCCGGCCCCGCCCCCGGCCCGCCUCGCCUCCGCCGGGGGUGCCGAGCGGCCGCAGCAGCUGCUGCCCGCAGAGCGGGCUGCGGGCCGCGGCGGGCGGGAGGGUCUUGCAGAGGCCGCGCGGCGCCGGCCGGCGGCCUCCGUGCUCCGCGGGGGCUUCCCGGGGCCGGGACUCGGGCACGCUCUUGAGGUCUCUGCGGGCUUUCUUCCCACGAUGUUUUCCCGGGCCUCUGCGAAGCGUGAUUUCUCAGGCUUCGCUCCCUUUUCCGUCCCCUCCCUCCCCCACGUGAAAGCGUCUCGCCCGCCCGACGAUUUUUUAGAAGGGGAAACCAAGGGCAGAAACCGCCCGCCAGGGCGACAUUCGAGCUACCGGGUGGAUUUGCACGACGGCCACCUCCUGCAAUGCCUUCAGCACCUUGUGUUUUCCUUGUGUGCCUGUAAACGUUGCCAAAUGCACAACGGCUCCCUCUCGGUCACUGAGCUCGGAUAUUCGUUGUUCAGAUUUCAUCUAAAGAUACAACCCUCUCCUUCAGGUUUAACAGGUUGGUCAGUCUAGCCAGCCUUCACCCUGAGUUUAAAAUGUUGCGUUUCCUGUCUCCCCCUCCACCCCCCGCCCCGCACCCCCAGUAGUUGCUACCUGACAUGUGGCUUUUCCCAACCAGAUGAUUAUUUGGGCCGCAAGAAUCCAUGGUCGGUUCUUGCCUCUGCAGCCAGGCUCCCCCGCUGUCUUUCCCUGACUGCAGUGUGGGUCGGACUUCCCUCGCCUGCGACCAUCACAGAUGGGCUGUGAGCCAGACACCACCGCGCACUGCAAAGGGCGGCAGGAUUUCUGCAACGCGAGCCCGCAAUCGCGUUCGCUUUACUUCCACUAAACAAGUGGCCCGGUGCCACAUUAAACUUUCCAGCUUUAAUCAUUUAAAAAUAUAUAGACAUGUUUUAUUUAUAGAGCUCCUACUGUUUCUCCGCAUAUUUUAACAUUUCAAGAGCAAAUAAGGAAGCAAUGACAAGUGAAAGCCUCCAAGUUAUUCCAAGAGGAGUAAGGAGCAAUGCCACCGUGCAAUCGAACACCCUGAUUUGAAUUCCACCUCCCCCUCAUACCGGCUUGUGACCCUGGCCAAAUUUCUUUGCCCCUCCGUGACAAUUUCCUCACCUCUGUAAUGAGACUAAUACUAGCUCGAUACUUCUUAGGAUUGUUUGGAAUUAAAGACAAUGCACAGAGAACGCCCUAAAAAAAUAAGUUGGCCCCUAUCUUAAGAUCUUUAUAUGAUAUGAAUUUCAAUCUCCAUCGAACUUUUAAAAACUGGUAUUUGCUAAAGGAGGAGUAAAAUUGGCCUGCAUUGGACCUCUCCCUGGGUGAUGACCUGUGCAAGUGGAGUUUUCAGAGUGAAAUGAUGUGCUCAAAGACAGGAAAUAUAAAAAAGGAAGUAGUAGGGUUGAGAGAAGUUAUGACUAAUCCACACACUGGAUGAUGAACCAAAAGAUGCAAGAUGACUGCUUUUCCUGAGUUAACAGGCUCUUAUUUCAGUACUGUUGAUCUCACUGACAUGCUUAAUUCCGAUGCAACAAAAAGGUUACUCAGCUCCCACUGUCUACUAGGGGCUGUGCCAGGAGCCCCGGGGUUGCAAAGGUGGAUAAAGCACCCUCCUUACCCUUGGGAGCUAACUCUAAAAGAUAGGGGACCUACUCCAUGCCCCUCUGCUGUUGAACCCCAGGUCAUGCUGGCUUGACAACUGUGUUCUCUGUGCCCUUUACACCUGCAUUCAGGAAGCCCCCCAGUAAAUGUUAUCCCCAUUUUUCAUGAUCACAUGGUGGAAGACAUGUAUCACAGUUUAGUUGUGGAAAAGACAUUGUCUAGACUAAUCCAGACUUUCCUUUUUUUUUUUCCUUGACUGUUCAGAUGUUUUAUUGCUUUUAGACUAAUCUAGACUUUUCAUUAAAGGUCAGAGGACAGGUGAUUGUCUCUUUUACUGGUCCACACACCAUAGCUACCCCUUAACUUAUACCAUUAUUUAUAUGAGUCAUAAUUUGGCAAACAACAAAGCAGAAUCCUUGGCACAAGAAAGACUUCCCGGUUGGAUUUUACUUUAUGACUUUAAUGAGGCCUCAUAGAAUUUCCAUGAUGAUAGCGUCUAGUAUAGAAUGGUCUCUGUUUCCAACUUCCUGAUUCUAUUCUUGCCCCUCUCAGUCCAUUCUCUGCACUCAAGGCCUGGAAAGAUCUGGCUUCCUCUUUUCUCUCCCUCCCCCAUUUAUGCCUCUACCCUUACCCCCCUUCCACCUUCGACUCACACUGGUCUUGGCUCUGCCCCUCCCCCCCCCCCCCCCCCCCCCCCCCGGGCUCUUGUCUUAAGGUCUUAACUGGCUCCUUUUCAUCUCUGAGGUCUUCCUCUUCAAAGAGGCUUUCCCUCACCCCUCCUAAAGUAGCCCCGCCUGGUUACUCUAUAAUGUCAUCUAGUCCUAUCACCUCAUGUGAAGGUAAAUAUUAUUCCCUUCACUGCAAUCUCUUAGCCAAAUUGGAUUACCUUGUUUAUUUGUGGUGUGUAAACCUAUCCAAAACGGGGAUAUUCCCUUCUCAUUCCCCCCCAUGACUACCACCAUCGUUCAAGCCACAUCUCCUCCCACCAGGAUGACGGUCGGCAGUGACCUUCUAACUUCCCCGCUUGCCUACACAGCAGCCAGAGUGAUCCUCUGAAAAUGUAAAUGAGAUCCUGUCACCCUUCUGCUCAGAAAUCCUCCAGUACCUCCCCGGUUCCCUCAGAGUAAAGGACAAAGCCUUUACGGUGGCCUGGCAAAGCGGAGGGUGACAAGUGUGUUCGUUCUAAGUUGAACAAAGGAAAAGACUAAUUGUUCUUUGGUCAUAGUACAACAACCAGAAUCUUUCCACCCAUCAGUGACAACCUCUCACUCGGUGACAGCUUCCCGCUUCAGAAAUUCAGCCAGUCAGCGACAGCCACACUCCAGCAAUCCUGCCUCCUUAGCUAAAGGUCAGCUCAGCCCCCAGUCCAGCUUCUAGAAGUGUGAAUCUCUGAACCCACACUUCCCAAAACACCAUGUAAGACCACAGAUUUCUUUGGUCACAGGCUCUGCCUUACAAUGCAGCUGUCCUUUGCUUAGCAAGAAAUAUAUUCCUUGCUUUUUAUUUGUUUCUGAAUUUCAGAAAUGGUGACCUUUUCACUGGGCAAGACCCUAUGGGAUCUAUGAUCUAUCCCCUCUCCUCUCUCCCUCUAACUUUUACUUUUUCCUUUGCUCACUCCACUUCUUGUUGUCCUUAUUUCUAACAGGAAUGCUCCUGCCUCAGGACCUUUGCAUUUGCUGUUCCAUCUGCCUGGUACCUUCUUUUCUCAGACAUCCACAUACCUCAUUCUCUCAGCUCCUUCCAUUUCUCAAUGAGGCUCACCCUGACCUAAAAAUUGCAAUUCUAGCUCCCUAUCCCCACUCUCCCUUAACUGCUUUAUUUUCUUUUUCAAUGAUACUUAUCACCUGUAACAAACUGUAGAAUUUCCUCAUUUAUUUUGCUUAUGUUUUAUUGUCUGUCUCUUCCCAUUAGAAUGUAAGUUCUAUGAGGACAAGGAUUUUUGCUUUUUGUUCACCAGUGUAUCCCAAGCACAUAGUAGGUACUCAAAAAAUAUUUGUUGAAUGAAUAGAUUUUUAAUAUUUCACCUUAUUAGGACAAGAACUUUUUGAUUGCAAAGAUUUUGUGUUCACCACUGUAUACUUAGUGCCCGGAACAGUGUCUGGCACAUACUGGGAGCUCUAUAUGUCUAUAUGGAAUUGAAUGCAUGAGCAAGGCAUUGGAUACAAUUGUAUUUUAAUUGAUAAUGUAAAUGACCCUGAAAUUACUAAAGCCUGAUAUGUCAUCUCUCUCUGGAGAAACAGUUAAUAAACAUAUUUCAAAUUCUUCAAAUUAU
This is a messenger RNA of Mirounga angustirostris (Northern elephant seal), 7531 nucleotides long. It is a transcript of the gene HCFC2, whose product is annotated as host cell factor C2. The coding region runs from base 39 to 2594 and encodes 851 amino acids. The record is from RefSeq and is a predicted model, not a curated record. The transcript has 18 exons. Gene Ontology annotation, cellular component: histone methyltransferase complex. Gene Ontology annotation, biological process: regulation of DNA-templated transcription; chromatin remodeling. Gene Ontology annotation, molecular function: protein binding; transcription coactivator activity. Lineage: Eukaryota; Metazoa; Chordata; Mammalia; Carnivora; Phocidae.